GUGUCGCUCCAAUGAGGCAGCCACAUCAACUGGGUGUUCUAUUGUCAUGAAGUGGUGCACCAGUCACAGGGAUAGCACCUUUUUUCUCAAAAAUCAACCCUAACCAUCCGUCCUGAUGGAAUGACUCUCCGUCGCUCCGUAUCUACCCCCCCCCAACCACGGCUUGAGAUCGACCUGGCCAAGGUGUUGACAUUUCCAUCGAUUCAUGUGCCACUCGGAUUGCCUUUUCUAAACCCGGACACCAAAAUCGUCCGGCAUCUGAUCAUACCACGUACCCUACACUGCGAGAUGCACCACCUACAGAACCGCUUCGCGCACCCGAAUGUGGUAGCCCGCGGUUCCGAUCCGAUCCCCCCAUCAGUCCCGUACAAUAUUCCGUUACGAAUACCCAUCUUCUCUAGGAAAAAGCGUCCCCGUCCCGUCGUUCCACACUACACCAAAUCCAUCCAUCCACAUCCUGCAUCGUCCUGGCCGGCCCCUAGAAACACCACGCAAGUGCUUUCUGAUGUCAGGCCCAGGACUGUUUGGGAUGGAUUGAUCGCCAUCUUACGCAAGUGUAGACAGUUCGCACACACACACACCCACACACUUGAAUAAACCUCUUUUCCUUCUCAGGUUGAUGGCUUCAUGGCUUGCAGCCUGCAGAACGGCCCAGCUGGAUGUGGUCACUUGGCGGGAGGUGCGGAAAUAGGGGAAGGACCCCG
Molecule: messenger RNA, 704 nt
Organism: Colletotrichum navitas
Lineage: Eukaryota; Fungi; Ascomycota; Sordariomycetes; Glomerellales; Glomerellaceae
Exons: 3
Coding region: 121-597 (158 amino acids)
Source: RefSeq, a predicted model, not a curated record